This is a messenger RNA of Diabrotica virgifera virgifera (western corn rootworm), 1050 nucleotides long. RefSeq names its product DNA ligase 1-like. NCBI's taxonomy places the organism in Eukaryota, Metazoa, Arthropoda, Insecta, Coleoptera, Chrysomelidae. The transcript is spliced from 8 exons. The record is from RefSeq and is a predicted model, not a curated record. Bases 1 to 1050 code for a protein of 349 amino acids.
AUGAGUUCAAACAGUGAGGAUGAACCAUUUCAAAGUUCAGGCAACGAGUUUAUGCCUUCGAACGAUUCUGGUGCAUCUGAAAAUAAUUUAUAUGAAGAGAAGGAGUCCACUGAUAAAGAGGCUGCAAAUAAUAAACAUGGACGAAAGAAAAUAAGAGAUCACAAGAGCUGGAAAAGAAAUGUGCAGAAAAUAAAAAGAGCUAGAGGUGAAGCUUAUAAAUCUACGACAACGGGAAAAGUGGUACCAGAAAGGAAACAAGGCGAUGAUUGCAAAUGUAGUAAGAAAUGCAUAGAAAAACUUUCAAAAAACGGAAAGCAGGAAAUAAUAUCGGUGAUUCCAAAUAAAGAAAGUAAGGUCACAAAAAAUAUUGUUAAAAUCGAAACCACAACUGACCAGAAUGUUAAAGGAACUACGGCGGUAACUGCAAAUGAAGAAAGUAGAGGAACAAAAAAUGUAACUAAAAUUAAAACCACUGAAACCACACCGAUAGAUACUACGACAUCGACCCAUAUCGAGACCACAACAACUGAAAAAACCAAAAUAGUCCCUCUUUCUGCAACCUUCAACAUAAGCGAAGUUGAAAGUUCUGUCAACGAAACUACACGCAAUCCUAGAGAAGAAACGGAGAAAGAUGAUCCUGAAUUUGCUGAAAAAGAGUCCCAAGAGUCGGAUGAAUCGAGUGAAGAAGACGAUGAAGAGGACGAGAAUAUGGUCACAGGAAUCCUGUCGGCUCUUCUAGGAGGACUUAGUAAGCCUGAUGGAGGUAUUGAUCUUGACGCAAUCGUUGGUCUUAUAGGCAGUUUAAGUACACAAAACGAUGACGGUAGCUACGACUUUUCUGGAUUAACUGAAUUACUAAAAGGAUUUUUUGGAGGAGGUGGAGAUGGAGGAGGUGGUUCUGAUAUCGGUGCUUUCGCUGGAGGUUUAUUAGGUGCCAUCAUAAAAGGAAUUGCAAACCCACCUGGUGGUAAAGGUGUUGGCGUUCUAACCGCAAAACUAUUAUCAGGGAUUUUGCCAGCCUUGAGCGUUGAGGUUCGUAUGAAAAAAUAA